Dufourea novaeangliae is the source of this 1148-nucleotide messenger RNA. RefSeq names its product COP9 signalosome complex subunit 8 (gene CSN8). Bases 128 to 691 code for a protein of 187 amino acids. Lineage: Eukaryota; Metazoa; Arthropoda; Insecta; Hymenoptera; Halictidae. The record is from RefSeq and is a predicted model, not a curated record. Gene Ontology annotation, cellular component: COP9 signalosome. Gene Ontology annotation, biological process: protein deneddylation; COP9 signalosome assembly. The transcript has 4 exons.
UGUCGUGUAUUUAGUCCUCAGCUGUUUAGACUUCUCGUUUGACGUUCCUUGUUUCAAUGUUGGCGCGUAUUGUUAACACAAUUACUUCUAAGUCGUUUUUUUCGCCGAGAAAUAACGAAAUCCCGUCAUGGUACUGAACGAAGUGGAUAAAUUUUGUCGCGAGCUAGAGAAAGCUGAAUUGGAGGCUCCUGGUGGGAUUGCAACGGCACGGACUUAUGCUCAAUUAUUAGCUGUAUAUCUUUACCAGAAUGAUUUAUGCAACGCCAAGUACCUAUGGAAGCGGAUACCAGUGGACGUGAAAACCGGAUGUACGGAACUCAAGCAAAUAUGGAUGGUAGGGCAGCGUAUGUGGCAACGGGACUGGGCCGCGGUUCACGUUGCCCUCAACGCAGAGUGGAGCGAAGAUGUUUCCGACAUCAUGGCUGCUCUAAAAGAUAACGUUCGGGAAAGGGCGAUAAAGUUAAUAUCCAAGGCAUACUCGUCGUUGGGAUUGACUGUGUUCGCAUCGAUGACUGGACUAACACUGGAAGAAGCGCGUCAGGCCGCCGUCGGAAAAGGUUGGACUAUCGAUGGAACGAUGGUGCAGCCGUGCAAGAUGGAUAAAGAUGAGCGUAUGCUCGACAGCGACAUCUGCCUUACCGAAGAUCAGCUGUAUAAACUCACGCAAUUCGUGUCCUUCUUGGAGAACUGAACGAGUAGCCCGCGGGCCGACGAUGACGAGGCAACCAUCACGAAGACUCGUAUCGACAGUACUUUAAACUUAGUUUUACCUCGUAAUCGUAUUAUAUAAAGGAGGAAGUGUGCCUCAAAGGAAGCUCCUGUGUCCUUGCCCUAAGUAUACCUUGGUUCUACCUACGCGUUCUGCCCAUUCGCAUGGAAGAAUCAUUCGAUGAAGCAAACGUGAUGUCAACAACUCGAUUAAUCAAUAAUCGAUCGCCGCGUGGAAGAGAUGACGGACUGGCAUUUUCCAGAAGGGACACAUCCCAGAAGAAAAUCCAUCAACAGAAUUACGGGAUUCUAACGAGUAUAUUUCAUUCAUUGGUGUUCAUCUUAGCGUUGACCCGCUGGAACGAAUUAUUCGAUUGUACAAAAUAAUAAUUACGGACGCGAUAACUACCGUCCUUAUACAAUGUUCCAAAUACAACACU